GGUCUCCGUGUGGGUGUGGCUUCGGAGGGCGUGGCCUACAGAGCCCUCCGCCCCCAGACUCUUGUGCUGGUGGGGCGGCCGCGGCGGCCUCAAAGGAAGCGCGCAGGUCCCUGGUGAGCACCGGAACGGACGGAGCGCAGAUCGCGGAGAGCAGGCCCAUGGAGCCCUUCAGCACCAAGAGCCUGGCCCUGCAGGCGCAGAAGAAGGUCCUGAGCAAGGUGCCCUGCCAGGCGGUGGUGGCGGCGCUGGUGGACGACACGAGCAGCGCGGUGCUGGACGAGCUGUUCCGCGCCACCCGGGAGUUCACGCGCAGCCGGCGCGCGGCGCACAGGCUGCUCCGGGACCUGGUGAAGGUGGCCGUGAAGGUGGCCGUGCUGCUGCGCGCGGGGCGGCUGGGCGCCGAGGAGCUGGCGCGGCUGCGGCGCUUCCGGCAGCGGGCGCGGGGCCUGGCCAUGACGGCCGUGAGCUUCCGCCAGGUGGCCUUCACCUUCGACCGCCGCGUGCUGGCCGCCGGGCUGCUCGAGUGCCGCGACCUGCUGCGCCAGGCGGCCGGGCCGCACCUCAGCGCCAAGUCGCACGGCCGCAUCGGCCGCGUCUUCGGCCAGCUGGCGGACGGCGACUUCCUGGCGGCGCUCUACGGCCCGGCCGAGCCCUACCGCUCGCACCUGGAGCGCAUCUGCGACGGCCUGGGCCGCAUGCUGGAGGACGGCACGCUCUGAGCGCGCCGCCCGCGCUCUGGGGGUCCCGGGCGGGGGGGGGGCUGAAAUGGUCAGCACCAGCCCCCCGAAGGCCCACAGCGACCCGGCGGGGUGCUGCGCCCGCCCGGAAGGCGCAGCAGGAGGACCUCGAGGUGGAGCCCGGCCUGCGCACCUGAGCAACGCUCCGUGUCCAACUAAAGCAAAAAGGGGGGCUGGGGGGGUGCAGUGUGAUGCCCCGGCCUCAAUCCCGGGAAUCGGGCAUAAAAGUGAAUCAGUAAAUAAAAGUAAAGUCCGCA
This is a messenger RNA of Cavia porcellus (domestic guinea pig), 994 nucleotides long. RefSeq names its product TNF alpha induced protein 8 like 1 (gene Tnfaip8l1). Gene Ontology annotation, cellular component: cytoplasm. The transcript is spliced from 2 exons. Bases 159 to 719 code for a protein of 186 amino acids. Lineage: Eukaryota; Metazoa; Chordata; Mammalia; Rodentia; Caviidae. Gene Ontology annotation, biological process: regulation of apoptotic process; negative regulation of TOR signaling. The record is from RefSeq and is a predicted model, not a curated record.